This is a messenger RNA of Patiria miniata (bat star), 807 nucleotides long. RefSeq lists its product as uncharacterized. The coding region runs from base 1 to 807 and encodes 268 amino acids. NCBI's taxonomy places the organism in Eukaryota, Metazoa, Echinodermata, Asteroidea, Valvatida, Asterinidae. The record is from RefSeq and is a predicted model, not a curated record. The transcript has a single exon.
AUGCCAAGAAAAAGUGGAAAAUCACCUACUGAGCAGCAAGGAGUAUCUGCAGGAAAGAGUGUGUCUGUUCCCCAGACACCUACUAUGCCUACUCUGCGUCCUGCUGAGGGACCAGACUCCCCGGCCGAUCUACCUCAGAUGAUCACCUCUACCCCUCGUUCCGAUGACACCGACUUUCAGGUAUUUGUCAGAAAGUCUCUGACUGAUCUUCAUCGUGGCCAAGCUGACAUUAACCGUCGUAUCACUCAGCUUGAAUCCAACCUCAGCGAGUCAAUCCAGUUCGAAAGUCGACGCAUAAGUGAUCUGGAAGAGAAGGUUAAAGAGCUGGAAGGAAUGCGUCAACACAUCCAAACAAUUGAUCAACAGCUGGCAGACCACAAUGACAGCCUAAACAAGCUUGAACGGUUCAGCAGGCGAAACAACGUGAGGGUCAUAGGUCUCCCACAAGAUAAAGACGAAGAAUGCCUGGAGUUGACCAAGCGACUUCUCCGAGACAAAUUUGGCCUGAGUGAUAUCAAGAUCGAGAGAGCUCAUCGUGAUGGUCCAAAGAUUCCAGGAAAGCCUCAACAUCUUCUCUUUAAGCUUAACUGCUACCAAGAUAAACUGGAAAUCCUACGUCGCCAGCGACAAGCUCUCUCUGACGAAUCCUACUUUUGCGUGGAAGAUCUGACCAAACAAGAUCUUAAAGAAAAACGGCGAUGGAAGGAUGACGUCAGAAAGGCCUACCAAGCAGGUAAAAAAUACCGGUUCUAUGCCGGAAAGUGGCGUGGCAGUGGAGGAGUGCCGUACGUCUUCCCACAACAGUAA